ACACGAUCUUACACAAAAAUUGCGAGUUCAAAACAGACGCCAAACUCCAAACACGAUUUCAAGCUUAGGUAAUAAGGCUGAUACGGCUUUCUCCGUCACUCGCUACUCUCCCCACCCCCUCUAUUUAUCUCCUCGUAUCUCAGCUCUGCGGCAGCCACACCACCACCACCGCCGGACACCUCUUUGUACCGGUGCGUCUUUCUUCCGGCGAGCUUACUGGAAAAUCGAAGGGAACUCGCUCUAGAAAUCAAGGAUAUGGAGGUGAAUUCGGUGCAACAAGAUCAUAAGGAUGAAGAAGAAUUUGUAUUGCUUGAUCUCAACUGUCUUUCUGGGAUACUUGACACCCCACCAAAUGCACCAUAUGUUCUAUCUGGGCUGGACACAUUGAAUCCAGUGUUAGUUAUAGAUGACAAGGUGAAGCUGAUAGGAGAAUAUGAAGAAACAAUUGGCACAUGCUUGGUUUUCAAGGAAGAAGAUGGUACCCCAGUGGUUCAUGAAGAAACUGGGCCGUCUGAAGCAAACCUUUUCUCAGGAAAAUGUAUAAUAGAUCCAAAUCAAACUCCAAGCAAUCAUGUGAAACCGGUAGCGCAGCUUCAAAAGAUUCUAAAGUUUAGAUUGGCACCUGAUACUGACAUUCAAUUUGCAACAGCUGAGCAGGCUAAAUGAGUAAGUUCACAAUGAAAUUUCCUCUGGCGUUUCCAAAAUCCAUUCAGACUCUUAAACUAGGAAUCGGAGCCAUUGCUUAAGUUUCUUGACUACAUUAUAGGAAUGGCGAGUAGCAAUACAACCUUUGGGUCUGAUCAAACUAGUUCAAAAACUGUUUUCUGUUUUUUAAACACAAAAAAAAAAGAUGUAUGGGUUCUUUUUGAACCGUCCUGAUUUUGUAAAUAUUCCUUUUCUGCCAGUUGGGGAGUGCCCUUGUUUAGGAUGCUUAUUGAAACAUUAGAUGCCAAGUGAUACAGAAAUGCAACUUCAAGUCA
This is a messenger RNA of Alnus glutinosa, 980 nucleotides long. RefSeq lists its product as uncharacterized. The coding region runs from base 256 to 666 and encodes 136 amino acids. Gene Ontology annotation, biological process: transcription by RNA polymerase III. The record is from RefSeq and is a predicted model, not a curated record. The transcript has 5 exons. Lineage: Eukaryota; Viridiplantae; Streptophyta; Magnoliopsida; Fagales; Betulaceae. Gene Ontology annotation, cellular component: transcription factor TFIIIC complex.